AUGCACGCGCUGUUGGGGGAGAGUUCACUGGCGUUGGAUCUGUGGACCAAGUGCUUGAGACAAGACCCAAAGUUCUUGGUCGCGCAUUUCUUGAAAGGAAGUCUGCGGGCACAGCAGUGCCUUCCUGACCUGGCGCUGGCCGAGUUUUUGACCGUUCGCAAUCAACUGCCAGCCUACCCCCACGUUCAAAUGAGCAUUGGGUACUGCUACUACCUUCAAGGAAAUGUUAAGCGGGCCGUGGUCGAACUCACCGAAGCAUUGGCCCAACACCCGGCCGACACGGACGCGUGGUACACCCGCGGCGUCUGCCUGCAAGAGCUCCUGGCGCUCCCCACCGCCAUUUUGGACUUUGGCCGCGUUGUCGCCCUCCAACCCACCCACUGGCGUGCGUGGUAUCAGAUUGGCGGGGCGUUGCGGUACUUUGAAUCGAUCGUGUCAAUCAAGGACACGUAUGUAAGUCCAGCGAUUGAAGCCAUGAUCGACCUACACAAGUGCAAAGAUGCUCGGAGUAUCGACGAAAAGGUAUUUCUGUGCCAUCAACUGCUCAGCCAGCGCGCCGUGCGGUUCAACGAAGUGUACAUGCUCCCGUUCGAAGGAUACAAGGACAUGUCGGCGUGCAUCGCUUAUUACCCCCACGACAUGGACAUGUACUGGUACCGAGGCCAUCUGCACCAGCGCUACCACAACUAUGACGCCGCCAUCGACGACUUGACUUCAUGCAUUCUGCUGACAUUGCACUUGGGCAAACCCAAAGGCGUCCACUUGCAGAGGUACAAAAAGAUGGUCCUGGCUCGUGCGACCCUGUACACCCACGAAAUGCAGUGGGAGUUGGCGCUGGACGACUUGAACGAAGUGCUGCACUAUGCCCUUAAAGACAAUCACGUCGAAACUUCGUUUCUAUUACAUGUAUACGACAAGCGAUGCAAAGUACUUGUAGCGCUAAAGCAAUACGAUGCCGCGAUUGUGGAGAUGGAAAGUGUGCUGGAACUGUCCAAAGACCACGUUGAAUGGAACGACAAUUCGCUGGUGAAUAUGCUUUUGCUCGCAAACUUGCACUGCCACGCGGCCAUCGAGUUUCAAAAACGGCAUCAAGUGGGCAUGUACACCACGUGGAGAAUGCACGCGCUGUUGGGGGAGAGUUCACUGGCGUUGGAUCUGUGGACCAAGUGCUUGAGACAAGACCCAAAGUUCUUGGUCGCGCAUUUCUUGAAAGGAAGUCUGCGGGCACAGCAGUGCCUUCCUGACCUGGCGCUGGCCGAGUUUUUGACCAGAGGCAUGUGCCACCUCUUGCUCAAAGACUACACGAGUGCUUUGUAUGACUUUGGCAAAGCCGCCCCGCACCUCCGAGACGGUCACGCCGCUGUCGGGUACAUCCACUUUUGCCGCAAAAUGUACCCCGAUGCCAUCGACGCGUAUUCGAAAUUCUUGGACGAACGAUCGAACGACGCCAAGGUCUUGCUGUACCGUGGCUUUUCGCUGUACAUGCACAACGAGCGGUCGCUCGCCAUGCGCGAUUUUGAAAAAGCGCUCAAAGUCGACGCAGCGUGCUGGUUUGGGCAUUUUAUCCGAGCGUUCAUCUACCAAGAACAAGGCCACGGAGACAAAGCGAUGGCCGCAAUCGGUCAGUGCAUCGACCAAUUUAAGCACGUGCGGCCGUUUGCCGAUACGAUUGAACCAGUCCACUCGGACCGUGCUAACCCGUUCUUUGACGGGCGAUUGGAUGUGACACUGGACAAGCUCAAAGGCCUGAUCCUACCGCAGCCUCGAAACAACAAACAAUAUCCCCAGAGCAAUGCAAGUCCACCGCUGAUUGGCGGGACCACGGCGGCGGCAGGGGACCACCGACGUCGCCUUCGCGCGAUGUUUCUCAGAGCCGUGCGCCGCGUCCUAUUUCAAUCGCGAGUCGUGUUUGCGCUCGAAAAAUGUGCGUUCAAAGCUACGUCGGCCAGCAUCACACUGUCCAAACAAUUGGACAAACUCACGGAAAUGCACCCGAUUUCUCCGCCCCAAGGGACGUUCACUCCUGAUUCCGUGGCGUGGGCGUAUAAUCUCAUGGGGGUGUUGUCUGCGAGCCAGUUCAAGUGGGAAGAAGCUCUGCGGAACUUCACCAUGGCUAUCCGUGCGGCCCCAACCAAGCCCAUUCCACAUCUCAACCGGGGCAACGUGUACAUGCAAAUGAACGCCAUCGAUAAAGCCCUGCAUGAAUUCCGCGAAGCGCUCAAGGUCGACCCGACACACGCGGCCACGAUGACCAACACGGCGCUGGCAUUGCGGCAGCUCGGCCAGUUGGAAGAAGCGUGCCGGCACUUGUACACGGCGGCGACGCAGGCAGACGACAAGCCCUCGACGGACCAGCACCGGCAAUUAGUGUACUACGCCCUGGCCAACGUCAUUCGGGAGCUCAAUCGCAACGACGAAGCCAUUGAAUGGUACACCAAAGCCGCCGCCGCAAUGGACACCUCAAGCCAGGACACGACUCAAACUCGAAUGGAUCAUGUCAAGUUGGCCGUGUACCACAACCGAGGAUCUACCAUGCAUACCCAGCUCAAGUUUAAGCGAGCGUUGGACGACUACUCGAUGGCGCUGGCUCUGCAGCCACAGUCAUUUGCCACUCGCAUGAACCGAGCCGCGCUGUUCAUUUCCACGUCCAAGUGCUACCAAGCGAUCCAGGAUUUGCGUGUUGCCACGUCAUUGAACCGCGACUCGGCCACGGGCCACCGACUUUUGCGGUUCUGUGAACGCUGGGCGAGUGCGCUCAAGGUGGCGUGCCACGACUUUUUCUAUGCAUUUCAUGCGUUUCCAUGCUUCCAUGACAUCGACAUUGCAUCGACUACGCCCUUCUUGGACCUGCACAUGUUUCGCUUUCAGCAGUUGAGCCAUCCAAACCACCCGUCGCUUGAAGCGUUGGAGGCCAUGCUAAAUGCGAGCGAGUCACCAGACUUCCCCGACAUGAUGUGGGAUGCGUUGGUACACACCCAGCGUGGCAACUUUGCCGACGCACAGCGGGCGCUGCUGAUUGCCAAGUACUCGACGGGCACGAGUGUGGCCGAGGAACAAGCUUGUCUGGUGUGGAGCGCCCAGAUUGCCCACCACUUGGGGGACAUCCCGACUGCGAUUGCAUCGGUGGAGCAGGCGUUGCAGCGUGGACGGACCACCUCGUCGUCAUCCGCCAUCACCGCCCCCAACCAUGUCGCAAGUGAUGUACGCGGAGGUGGAAUACCCGCAGAAGAACCAAGGAGGGAUACGGACGAUGACCAAGUGCAGAGCAUCCAGUCUGACUUGGAAACGUAUCUCGGGUGCCUCUGGCGCCUACAUGGACACGUGGUGGACGCCACUUCGGCCUUCCAGCGAGCAAUUGCGCACCGUCCGUCCAACUUUAUCGCACUUUUCAAUGCGGCAAGUGUGUACCUCCACGAGGGCAAUUACUCGUGCAUGCUGGACGUGCUGUUUCAAAUCAUCAAUGUCACGGUGCAUGCGCUGGACAAACUAGACAAACCAAUAGUACCGACUAUACCAACGUCCACGGCGCCGUUCCUGUACAUGCCCCACGACUUUGCGACGACGUUUUCACGCGUGUCGGUGCUUGCGGGCCCGACGGUGUUGCCUGUACGUUGUUGUUGGUAGUAUUACUACUACUCUGCUAGUACUAGUAGUACUAGUUGCGGGCUCAAUGGAUGGAAUAGAUUUGCCGAGCCAUUCAAAGUGUGAUGGACGAGUACCGUGGCGGCAUGACGUGCGAUGUGGCCAAGCAUGUCGGUCGUCUGUGUGUGCUCCAAGGCCAACUGGCCACACACGUCGAGGCGUUGCGGGAUGCAGUCCAGCCGACGGCUUCGAAAGUCACCGGUGAACUGCCGUCGCCCCGACCUCUGGCGCGAACCGCCACCCGUCGCAGUCUCCGCCUUCGCUCAGCGUCGCGACGCUCGUUCAAACCUGAGGACGUCAAGACGUUGAACCUGGAAGACUUCAACGCUGCGAUUGCCAAGUGCACCGCCGAGAUGAUCCAGCGCCCGGAAGCAGCGGUUGACGAAGACGCCAUGGCCGACUACGUGGCCCAGUACGACCGAGUGUGCGCGUACAUCGACGCGUCCAGCGCCUCAACCGCGACCGCAUCGUCCCUCACGAGAGAGUUCUCCCGGGCCAUGUUGUCUCGCCAAGCAAGCUUUUCCAAAGGGCUUUCUCGCAGCGGAAGUAACGCGAACAGUGGCGGCGGCUCGACUGCCAUGCUCGCUCAGCGAACGUUGGGACCCAUGCUGUCCCGACAUGGAGAGAGUACCUCGCGGAUUCUUGUGGCUUCCCACAACGCACCGUCCGGUAGUAGCGACGCCGUACCCAACGACAGCGCUGCGAGCAGUCAGUCGAAGGACUUGACCACGUCGUCAUCGUUGAGAAGCCGUGCAUCCCUAUGAAGUUGCCCAAGAAAUAUAAAAUGUGCGAGGUUUUAUGAAAGUGCUCACCACUGUUUUAGUAUCCCACCCGAUGGUCCUGAAGUGGUCACCAAAGGCCAGAUACUGUAAUAUAUUAUUCCACCUCG
Messenger RNA from Aphanomyces astaci, 4531 nucleotides. RefSeq lists its product as hypothetical. Lineage: Eukaryota; Oomycota; Saprolegniomycetes; Saprolegniales; Verrucalvaceae. The record is from RefSeq and is a predicted model, not a curated record. Gene Ontology annotation, molecular function: protein binding. Gene Ontology annotation, biological process: receptor-mediated virion attachment to host cell. The transcript is spliced from 27 exons. Gene Ontology annotation, cellular component: cell outer membrane. Bases 1 to 3624 code for a protein of 1207 amino acids.